GUGGAGGAGGUGCUGUGUAACGUGAGGGAGUGUGUAAAGGGUGGACGUGGCAAAGUUCAAGUUCAGAAUGUGACCGGUCCUGCAAGUGCCUUUUCCAUCUAGGCCACCUAGAGCCAGCUGACCCUGCCUCCUCACUUCCGCUCGUAUGUGCUACCUCCUGCCUCAAGAAUCGUGCUAAUUAGCAAAUCUGAGUGGCGGACAUGCAAUCAUGAGUAGGACUUGGUUUUCUGAGCGUCGAGAAAUUUGGCUCUGGUGGGAACGUGUAUGGUGUGUGUUCUAAGCAUGUGAUCUGGUUCAGAGGGGCAACAGAAGGUGUUUCACAUAAGAAAGUGUGAUGUUGAGGGGAAGAUGAGCUUUGCAUUUCACAGAUGGUAUGCUGUAUGGGGAACAAGUAGCCUAACGCUCUAUGCUACAGACAUGUUCAUAGUUGCAGAUGGAGCUGAAGAACCUUGCUGAGGCGAUUAGAGCCGCAAAAAACAAGUGUUUCACGACCAAGUGACAAUGAAGAUGUUCAGUAUCACAACCUACCCACCCCUAACCGUAGCUGUGGGGACUGGGUAAGAGAAAGAAUCUGCAAGAGAGAGAGAGAGAGAGAGAGAGAGAGAGAGAGAAACAGCAGGUGCGAGAGAAGAAGAGAGGAGGGAGACAGACAGGUGUUUGUGGAAACAUUUUCCUGGGAGACAUAACUUAAGCUCCAAGAAGAAAGGUCUGACUGACUGUGCGUCCACUGCUGCUCCCCAUCUCUUCCCUGUGGCACGCCCCGGUUAGCCACGCCCCAGCCACUAGCCACGCAGAGUCUGGACGGGUGGGGAGCCACGGCCGCGUUUCCAUGGCAACGGCACCCUAGGGCUGCCAUGGCAGCAGCCGCCGCCAAUGCCCCAGGCCACCACAUCCCAGCACUGACGCAGGAGGACCAGCAGGACCCACGCGCCGCCGCCAAGCUGUUUGGAGGUGCCGCGCCGCCGCGAGCGGAGAGAGAGCGAGAGAGGGAGAGAGAGAGGGAGAGGGGAGAGAGAGCGGGCGGCCACGAGUGUCGGGUGUGCGGCGCUCUCUUCGGCUCGCCGGACAAGCUUCGGCUGCACGCCUUCUGCCACGCGGGGGAAAAGCCGUUCCACUGCUCGCAGCCACACUGUCCCAAGGCCUUCAGCUCCAAAUAUAAGCUCUUCAGGCAUAUGGCCACACACUCCCCACAGAAAACCCACCAGUGCUCGUUCUGUGAGAAGAUGUUCCACCGCAAAGACCACCUGAAGAACCACCUGCAGACCCACGACCCCAACAAGGAGGCCUUCAAGUGUGAGGAGUGUGGCAAGCACUACAACACCAAGCUGGGCUACAAGCGGCACGUGGCCAUGCACGCGGCCACGGCGGGCGAUCUCACCUGCAAGGUGUGCCUGCAGAGCUACGAGAGUACACCGGCGCUGCUCGAGCACCUCAAGAGCCACUCGGGCAAGAGCUCGGGCGGCACCAAGGAGAAGAAGCACCCGUGCGACCACUGCGAGCGGCGCUUCUACACGCGCAAGGACGUACGUCGCCACAUGGUGGUGCACACAGGCCGCAAGGACUUCCUGUGCCAGUACUGCGCGCAGCGCUUCGGACGCAAGGACCACCUGACGCGCCACGUCAAGAAGAGCCACUCGCAGGAGCUGCUGAAGAUCAAGACGGAGCCGCCGGACAUGCUGGGCCUGCUGGGGACGGGUUCGUCGCCGUGCACGGUCAAGGAGGAGCUGAGCCCCAUGAUGUGCAGUAUGGGCUCGGCCGGGGACCCCAUGAUGGCAAAGGCCUUCCAGACUGGCACGCCCUUCCCCAUGGGCAUGUACAACGCGCACCACCUGCAGUCCAUGUCCAGCCCCGGCGUGGGCCAUCACCACCACCACCACCACUCGCUGGUGUCCGGCUCACUGUCGGCCGCCAUGGGGAUGGGCUGUCACAUGGAGCCUCCUCCGCCAGCGUCCUUGCACCCGCACCACCACCCGCAUCACCACCACCAUCACCACCACCAUCACCACCACUCCCCACCUCCGCACGCUCAGCAACAGCCCCCUCCUCAUCCCCCGCCGCACCAGUCGCAGGUGCACCCGCAGCCCCCGCCCAAGUACCAGCUCGGAUCUACCUCAUACCUGCUGGAGAAGCCGCUCAAGGUGGAGAUGGAGAGUUUCCUGAUGGAUCUGCAGAGCGGGCUCCCUGUGGCACCGCCCAGUGCCUCGGAGCCCCACACCGCCUCCUCGCCGCCUAAGGAAGGCAUGGAGCCGCCACCAUCCGGACUGCCCGACGAGCUAUGUGGCGCUGGCGGUGCCGACGGCCUGCUCGCCAAGAGCCCGGCCGUCAUCGCCGAGUCUCUGUGUGCUGCUAACAUGGACUUCUCCCACCUGCUGGGUUUCCUGCCGCUCAACUUGCCCCCCUACAGCGCCCCCAUGAGCUCCGGAGGCCUGGUGAUGGGCUACACCACCUCCUCCUCGGCCAUCUCCUCCUCCUCUUCGUCUUCCUCCUCCUCGUCCUCGCACGCCACCGAGCCUCAUGCUGCCGCCGCCGGUGCCGCGACAGCGCUGCCUCUUACCUCUUUGCAACAUCAACCUCAGGAGCAGCAAGGCUCCGGUGGAGGCCUCGGCUUGGGGCCCCUGCACUCCCUCCCGCCAGUGUUCAGCUCCAGCCUCAGCACCACCACCCUGCCUCGCUUCCACCAGGCCUUUCAAUGAGGGCUCCACCCCGCCCCGCCACUUCUGCCGCCUGCUCACCCGCGGGCACACGCCUCCCCCGGUGGGCAGGAGGGCGCACAGGGCAGGGCGGGGAGGGGGGGGGUAUUGGCCUAGGUCCGUGAGGACCCAGAGUUCCUAAUCAAAAAAGGUUGGGAGAGUCAAACACUUGAACAUUUUAGAAGCCUUAAUUGAAGCGCACAAAGCUUUUGAUUGAGCCUGGAGGAAUUUACCCUUUAAAUUGAGGAAAAAAGGAAGAAAUAGGAAAUGCAAAAACAAAAGCUUUUAUUUAGGCUGUUUUUAAAAACAAAAAAAAGUUCAUUAAGAAUGAUGAUUAAUGUUCCCCAACUUGCCCUGUCUCCUUCCAAACUCUUCCCUACCUCUCUUCUCUCCUCCCCUCCCUUAUAAAGUAGUUAGGAGGCAGCAUCAAUAGGCCCUAAGGCAUGGUACUGCAUAAGUUACAAAAUAAUAAUAUUAAGAAAAAGUUUCUCUGUCAAGAUUAAUGUAGAGAAGAAUCUUUCAUUUAUGAUGCAGAAAGACUAGUUUGAAGUGAAUAGGAUGUUUUUUCCUCUUUUUAAAAAAAUCACUAUUCCAAAUGUGAGACGUAACUUGUUUGCCCUUAAACUCAAACCGUCUUUGGCAGCCAGGAGUGAAAGAAUAAAAUAAAAAAUUAGUGAAGGAAUGAAGUCAUAAGACAGGCCUGGUAGUAGAAUAGUCUCUCCUUCUAUCUCUCUCUUUCUCUCUCUAUCUCUCAGUAUUCAGCUGACGAAUAGCACAUUUGGCAAAAAAAUAACAGCUGAGUUAAUAUUAGUGAAAAGUUGAGAAAAAAAUACAUUAAAUUAUACUAAUGCCAGAAUCAGGGUGUGGACUGUCAAAAGUCUUCAUUUUAGUGAGAAGGGACAUUGGCUAAAAUUACUUCCCCCUGAGACUGGUAUGUGCUCUUUUUCUAAACUUACAAAUUAUUCUACCUUCAGAGGUGCAUCUUUCAGCUGUGAAUUGAAAAACACCACAGUUCUUUUUCCUUUUGGAAAAAAGAGAGAGAAGUUUAAAGUACAUUGAAAACAGCUGCACCCAAUCACAUCCCUCUCAACAUGUACACAGCCAACCCAGUGACCAACCCCCAAAUUACAAACAAUGUUAAUAGAUUUUGUUUUGUGUGUGUGUGAGGAAAUCAUAGGACGUUACACAGGUUUACAGCUUUCUUCGAGAGAAGCACUUUGUUUACAGCAGAAGGCACUUGAUUUACUAGGGACGCAGUGCCGUCCCCAGUGACCUCUUCACCCUAACCCUUCAACACGCUUCCUGGGAUACAGAUACUUCUGUUGGUGCUUGUGACCUAUCAAGGCCAUUCUGUCUGACAAGAUAUCUAUGUUUAACAAUCCCAAUAGGGACUUACAUAACAGGAGGUGGCUUUCAAGGAUCCCCCCUUCUGUCUUCCUUCCAGCACUAAUUUUCCGAAGUCUCCAAGGCAACAAAAUUUAUUUUCCUGCUCCCGCCCACCUCAUGUUAUUGAGAUAUACUUUUAGACAAAAAGUAAUAGUAGGCAGGUUUUUCUUUUUUUUAGGAAUACAUGUUAAUAAUAACCCUGACAUAUGUGAAUAGAAACAAAUGAAUAACAAUUUCAGUUUAAAGAAAAAAAAUAUUUUUGCAGUGUACGAAAUACCACAUCAGAAACUAUAUAUUAUAAUUGCUUUUUUUCAGUAAAGUGUAAUUUAGAUAGAUGUAAUAAAACAAAUUGCUGAUUUUUAAGAAAAAAAAUGUCUGACAGGUUUACAUACGUAUGUAUCUUGCAUCAUAUUGAUCAAAAAAGGAUGAAGUAUUAGCUUUUCCCUAUAGCUUUUCUCUGUCUUAUUUGUCCUUACCUUUGUAUGUACGUGAGUCAAACAAGAGGGCCCGUCAGAAUUGCGGAGUGACACAUGUAUCUUAGGCUAUUAGUGGCAUAAUCAACUAGAAUGGAUUUAACAUUAUCUUUGAACUUCUCUGUAGAGUGUUUUAAUAGAAAGCCCAUGUUUUGAUUGAUUUGGAUUUUAAAUUCUCGCAGUGUUGAGUUGAUGUUGACCUGCCGGUUUAUUAGUCUGUUUGGUGAGUGGUACUAUUUCAAGUGACCCUUCUCACUGUAGAUGUAUGUUCUCCAUUGACAAUGAAACAUGUACUUCAGCUUAAAAGCUCCGACCUAACUAUGCCCUCGUUGCCCUAGAAUUCGCCAGAAUUAGCUACUUCCACUAGACUUGAGACCACAGUUGUAAACACAAGAGGGAGCUUAGCUUUUCACACUCAAAGUCGGUCUGCUAAUCCAAAUGGGUUGAUGGUGGAGAAUAUUCUCAUGCCAGGAAACCAAACCAUGUUAUGUCUUUAGUGUAGUGAGCUCCCUCUUGUGAAACAUGAGGACAUCAAAACUUGGGAUCACUGUCAAACAUUUCAAUACACUUAAAAUGGAGUGGUGUCAGAAUGGUCAAACAUCACACCUCUACCCCCAACACAUAAGAAGUGUUCUUAUUUCACUGCCACUCUUUUAAGGAUACUCACUCAACAGCAGAGGCUAUACCAAGCGCCCCCCUUCACUCUGAGAGCUUCCCUUGCCUGGAGGAGACGUCCUCUUAAGAAGCAAGUUCAUCUCUACUGCAUAGUGAAUGUGAAUGACCAUAAAAUAGUGACUCCGAAACAAAAAUGGUGGCCACAAUUCAAAAAUGAGAUAUAACAAAAAUUCAUGUAAACAUUGCUGCUUUUUUAGCUAUAGUUGCCAACAGCGACCGUAGACCACUAGAGGAACAUUUCAACCUGCAAAGCUGUUUUAAGCAAAAAAAAAAAAAAGAAAAGAAAUGAAAUGAAAAGGAAAAAGAAAGACAAAAAAUAGUCUAAAGAACAUGCACAGUAGUACACACGAACUGGUUAGUCCUUUCGUCUCUGUUCUCCUUAUCCAGCUGCUUCUUCAGUUUCAAAGGAACAUUUUUUAUGAAAGGGUCUAAGAAGACACAAUAUCCAGAACAAAGAAGUCACCAGCCUGGUCUUUGACAUUCAAAGCAGGGGACACUUGAUUGGGAUAUUGCCUAGUCGUUUGUUGUCAUAUGAUAUAUUAUUUUCUGUUUGUUUGAAACAGGACCUCAGAAAAAAAAACAACACAACACAUCACCUCAUUUUUAAUAUUUUUUUUCAUACCAAAAACCCGGGGAGAAGAAAUUAUAUUUUGCACAAUUGCUCAAGGAAAAAGUAUAAGUAUAUAUUGGUAAAAUAAAUCAGAUUUGUCAUACUGUAAGACUAGCUCUUAAAAACUGAUGAUAAGAAAUUAUGAAUGUCUCAAAAGACAUUUGUUCCUAUUUUAAAGUACUGAACAGUUUUGGUUGUGUCAAUGUUGACGUGUUUUCUGAUUAGUUCUUAGAAAGAAAAAAGAAAGAAAAAAAGUACUCCUAGUCCACAGUUUCCUGGAAAAUCCUGGAUAUAGCUGUGUUCUAAAAAAUAGAUUUAUUCUUAUAAUGUAAGUCUAUUUGUUUUGGAUAUUUCAAUUUUAUAUGAUCCAAAUAAGAAUCAUUUAUCUCAAUUACGUUAAGCACUAUUGGAUAUUUGAAUAUUUGUUUUAUGACAUUGGUUGUCAAAAUAGAGAAAAUAUGAAAAGCUAAAUGAAAACAUUCACCUUAAUUUGGAGGCUAAAAUUGAUAAGCUUUAGUCAUAUCAUGGCUAAGGCUAUCAAACAGAUAAUUUUUACAAAAUUAUCAAAAAAAAUAUUUCUUAACUGUAAAGAAAAAAAAAAAAGCUAUUGGCAUCUAUUGAGUUUGUCCUCCCCGGGUUUAUGUGAGCUGAUCUGAAUUCUAGCACUUUUAAACCUUUUAAAAAGAGUAUUUUCUUUUAAGAUUUCAGCCUUAAAUGUUUGUAUGUUUUUAAUUUUUUGUAUUUGACCUUGUACAUGUAUGUGCCAUUAGUCCGAUACGUAGACAUUAUUCAUCUUGUCGUGUUUUCCCUCUUCAAAAAAGAGUUAACAGUAUUUCUGAUAGAUUUUCACUAAUAUCCCUCUUUAUGCCCCUAACCCUUCAUUUUUUGUAAUCCCCACAUUGUGGCGAUCAAGUUUAAUCUUCAAUCAAUUUUUUUUCAUGAGAAUUUAUAAACGAGUCUUAAUGGCUCGAACUUUGCUUUGAUUAGAAGAGCCAAAAAUGGCUCACCACAUGUUAAGCAUGAGAACCUACCCUAGAACCACCACCACUCAGCAAGAGGGAGAGAGAGAGAGAGAGAGAGAGAGAGAGACCGAGUGUGUGUAGAGAGAAAAAAGUCAAACGUCUCCCUUUCCCUCUCUCAGCCAUGCCUGAAAAGUGUUUUAAAUCUAUAGCAGUGGGCAGACUUGUACCGUAUAUGGUCAGGAAAUGCCCUCCCACCCACCGUGCUUGUGGUUUCAAUUAAAGUUGUCAGGAUGACAUGCCAGGUUGUAGGUGGGCAUGGGCACACAGGCACUGGCACAUGGCAAAGGCUUUUCCUCCCAUUUAGCUGAGCUUGGUGGAACUGAAAUAUUGGUUUAAAAUUGGGUGCUGCUUAUCCAGAAGAGAACAGGAAAAUGAGCAUUGCUGGAAACAUCCCUGAUGUCCCCCACAAAGUUACCAAUGAUAUGACAAAGCAAGAUCCAUUUAAAAAGAAUCUUGAUUUUAAACGAAUUGGACAUUUAACAGCAAAUGUGUUUUGUGAAGAAUACACAAAUUGAGUCAACUUUAGCCUCUUUAUUUGACCUCAUCAGUUUCUUGGACCCUGUUGUACCUACAAGGGAUGCACUUAUCCUUUCAAUUAAUCCACACCAGUAGGUGCAGAACUAAGAAAUUUUAUGGGAAUAUAUUUUGAAGAAAGAAAAAUUUAUGGCAGAAAACCAAUCAGAUUUGUUUUUAAGUAAAUGCCUCUCUUUUUGUUUUGCUUUAUAGUAAAGAGAUGGGUACUGUCUGAUAUAGACAAAAUCCAUGUGUAGUUUUAUAUAUUUUUAGCUUCAUGUAAGUCUUGCAUUCCAAGCUCUCAUUGUAUCUUUGUUUAGCAACAUAGUUCUUUUUAGUACUCCUUUAUUACCGCAUCCCUGGGAAAAAAGGUGAAACACAUGAAAAUGGAGUAAUUGCAUUCAUCCUUACACUAUUUUAUAUAGCAUGGAGUUCAUCAUCUACAGGGAGCGUUGUAUAAAAAGAGAAUAUGCUACAGGACAAAACAAUCUGCUUUUUUUUGUUUUGUUACAUAACUCACAUGCAAUCAAUUGCAGCAGUGUAAAGUGACAGAUUUGUAUAUUGGUUGAUCCAAAGAGAUGACAUAACAACAUACCUAUUUACUUGUACAGUACAUUGUAUCAUUUUGACUUGUAAUGUGUUAUGUUAAAAAAUGAUUAAAAGAUAAACCCACGGUUUCAUA
Messenger RNA from Alosa sapidissima (American shad), 8051 nucleotides. RefSeq names its product pleiomorphic adenoma gene-like 2 (gene plagl2). The transcript has 4 exons. Gene Ontology annotation, molecular function: DNA-binding transcription activator activity, RNA polymerase II-specific. NCBI's taxonomy places the organism in Eukaryota, Metazoa, Chordata, Actinopteri, Clupeiformes, Clupeidae. The record is from RefSeq and is a predicted model, not a curated record. Bases 855 to 2693 code for a protein of 612 amino acids.